AUGGAGGCCCAACCCUUCAUCUUCACCGUGAUGGAGGCCCAACCCUUCAUCUUCACCGUGAUGGAGGCCCAACCCUUCAUCUUCACCGUGAUGGAGGCCCAACCCUUCAUCUUCACCGUGAUGGAGGCCCAACCCUUCAUCUUCACCGUGAUGGAGGCCCAACCCUUCAUCUUCACCGUGAUGGAUCAGUCAUUUCCAUGCUGUGGGCUCGGCAGCGUGUCCUCACACAUGCCACGGCGGUUCCACUUUGUGAACCAGAAUGAGACGUGGGACGAAGCGCAGAAACACUGCAGGACAGAAUUCACCGACCUGGCCACUGUGGAAAACAUGUCUGACAUGACUACGAUGACCAAUGGCACAGAUGAGGAAAGAAACACACGUGAAAGAUACCCUCUCAAACCCCCGAAAAUGAAUUGGAAAAAUGCUCAGGAGUACUGCAGGUCAAAAGCCAUGGACCUGGCCAGUGUGAGGAACCAGACUGAGAACGACAAGAUUAGUCAGAUUGCAGAGAAGGUGACGAAUGAGUCGGUGUGGAUCGGCCUGUUCAAAGGAUGGACGUGGUCUGAUCAAACUAACUCCGUAUUCACAUUCUGGAGAACAGACAAGCUGGCCCUGAUCAGAGAGAAUAAGACCUGGAUGGAGGCGUUCAACUACUGUGAAAGUAAUGACAUGGAGCUGGUCUCGGUCACGGAUGAGGAUACCCAGAGCUGGGCGAGGGGGGUGGCCAGGGGGGCCAGCACGGCUCACGUGUGGAUGGGCCUGUACUACAUUUGCCCCCUUGACGUCUGGUUCUGGAUCAGCGGGGUGACGGUGGGCUGCAACCACUGGGCCGCCGGGAACGGCACCGGGACGGGUGAGUGCUGCCGGGUGGGUGCCCUGCAGUCGGGAGGCGAGCAGAAGUGGGUCAGCCGGCCGGAGACUGAGAGACUCAACUUCAUCUGCAGAGCCUUUUAA
This is a messenger RNA of Clupea harengus (Atlantic herring), 954 nucleotides long. RefSeq lists its product as uncharacterized. The record is from RefSeq and is a predicted model, not a curated record. Bases 1 to 954 code for a protein of 317 amino acids. NCBI's taxonomy places the organism in Eukaryota, Metazoa, Chordata, Actinopteri, Clupeiformes, Clupeidae. The transcript is spliced from 4 exons.